GAUAUCCUAUUUCAGAAGAGUAAAAGCUAAGAGUUAUACUCUUUGCCUAUUUCUGUGUUUCACAUUGCAAUUAUUCAGAAUAUUUUUUAUACUGUUGAUCUGUUUGAUUUUACAUUAUUGCCAUUUAGUUACUUCAUGUCACAAUGGACGUCGGAGAAGAUCCUUCAUCGUUUUUACUUAGUACUUAUAAAACGGGAAAGUGGAGUGAUGUAACCAUUAUGAACAAAGAAAAGGAGUAUCGAGUCCAUAAACAUAUUUUGUCCAAUGCAAUUCCUUAUUUUGAUAAAAUGUUUUCCUCUGGACUCUCAGAAUCAACAUGUGAAGUGAUAAAACUUGAUCAUCCGUCUUAUGUGUUUGAUCUUAUAAUCGAAUGGGCUUAUUGUUCCAAAAUAUCGAUUACAAAAGAAAAUGCUGUUGACUUGUUCCAUCUUGCUGAUUACAUGAAUAUACCUAAAUUAACAGCUUUAUGUUUGGAUUAUUUGUGGAACGAAUCUUCUGAUUCUCCGUUUAUAGAUGUAAACCAUUGGAUAAAUCAAAUUGCCACAGAAGAAAUACUUAAAAGUAUUGAUCAAUAUAUUCGUUCAAACUUCAGGGACAUUGGGAAUACAGAUUCAUUUCUUGAUUAUGAUUUUGAUACUGUUGCUUAUAUGAUCAAUUUGGAUAACUUGGAUAUUGAUAAUGAAAUGCAAGUUUUGGAUGUUAUCAUGAGAUGGAUACGAAAAAAUGUCGAAAGAAGGUCUCAGCUUCCAAAAUUGCUCAAGACUGUUCACUGGAUUGAUAUCAAUGGAGCUCAGUUUAUGAACAAAAUCGAUAAAUUGACUUGGAUUAUGGAUUGUGAUCCGGCGCGUCAUGUUAUCAUGGCUGCAGUUGAGCUCAGUUAUUUCAAAUCAUUAAAGACAAUUCAAAUUAACGAUGUUCAUUUUGGUCCUCGUAAUAAAUCUGCCAGAUUUCACUAUGCUGUCUAUAGAAAUAAUGAUUCAUCGAUAGAAGUUCAUCAUUUUGAUAAAAAGUAUGAAUCCAUUAAUCUUUCUGAGAAUCUUUCACUUCCUGCAGCUAAAUUUGGUGAUUCACAUAUAACUGAACAUUGUAUGGACUCUGAUGUUGUUAUCAGAAUUGACUGGAAAAAUAAAACUUAUCGGUUAUUCAAAGAUUCUGAUCGUUACUGCUACUGUCUUUUGUUUGGGCGCUUAUUUCAAUUCAACAGAGAAAACGGAAAAAUUCUUUUUUUCAAAGGAGAACGACUCAUCCAGUUUAAUCGAUCUUUCGUUAAUCAAUUAAACAGUCAAUUAACUUACAAAACGUUAACGAAACACGAAGGAGAAUUUCUGUUAUCGACCAUUACUACCUCUCGGAAGAGAAACGAAAGAAGUAUAAUUCUCCCUCACUACGAAGAUUACGAGGGAUACAAAUCGCAAUUGACAGUUGAGAAAAUUUUUUCCGGUUUUGUUGCGAGUCAUGAAUUCGUUACAAAAAAACCCAUAAAAAUGCUUAAAAGUACAACCUUUCAUGACUUGUUGGUAAUAUUUGUAAACUGCAAAUUGAUCCUUACAUAUGAUUUUAACAGAAAAACCUUCAAAAAGUACAAAACCAGCGAAAUGGAUCACAUGUGCUGUCUAUAUUUUCACUUAUCUGGGAAAGAAUUGUGGAUUUUCUAUAACGAUGAAUUGGGAUCAGGGUACCGCCAUACACUUAUACAAGUUUUUCGUGUCAAAGAUGGGGAACUGAUUCUUGUGCCCGGUCCACACAAUCCGAAUUGCAAUAUUGUAACCAAUUCGAAGAUGAUUGGUUUCAUUUCACUUGAAGCGCAACCCUAACAUGCAUGAAAAUGAUUACAGUUAAACCUCGGUUAUUUUAUGUUUUAUAAAUGUAGAAUCUAGCUACAGCGGAGUAAAAAGUUUCAAUCCUAAAUCCUAAUUUUUUGGCACGCGAUUUCUUGUUUUCACCUAGUACUCUGCAAAACAAAAUAUAAACUAACCGCGGUUUCACUGUAUGUUGAAAAUACAGAUAAUUCAGAAGAUUGAAUCUUCUCCAGUGCUGACAUCUCAAUGAUAUUAUGAAUACUAUUCUUAUCUGUAAAUAUCAUGAAACCGGUAAAGUUGAGCAUAAAUUCAUUUGGCAUUAACAACUUUUUUUUCUCUACCCAGAUAUGAUCGACCAUUCAGGUUGAUACUGUCUAUUUCAAUUCAUUGCUUCAUGUAUUUACGUUGAUUUUAAAAAAAAUUGAAUUUCACUUUAAAUUUUUCGUGUAUAAAGUAAAAUUACGAAAAAAUAGAGCACUGGAAUUAAAUUAAAUUUAUGUAUGCAUUUUUA
Molecule: messenger RNA, 2310 nt
Organism: Tetranychus urticae (two-spotted spider mite)
Lineage: Eukaryota; Metazoa; Arthropoda; Arachnida; Trombidiformes; Tetranychidae
Molecular function (GO): protein binding
Source: RefSeq, a predicted model, not a curated record